Molecule: messenger RNA, 2220 nt
Organism: Auanema sp. JU1783
Lineage: Eukaryota; Metazoa; Nematoda; Chromadorea; Rhabditida; Rhabditidae
Source: the annotation of a GenBank genome assembly
AUGGCUGAAGUCUCUUCUCCUUACUUGGCUGAGCACAAAACUGAAUACUCAACUUGCGAUAGUGAUUAUGGAAGCCAAGAGAAUGGAAUGGGGAUUGAUGAAAAUUUGAAAACUGAGGCUGCAUCUGCAUACAGUUCUCCCAACAAGCCAAAGGCUCCUUCUAAAGACAUAAAAGCCGAAGACUUAUCCGAUGAAGAUGAUGUGCCUUUGCACCAGCGUUUCAGUCAAGUAUCAAACGACUCUCACAAAAAAAGGAAGAAGGAAGACAUUGAUGACGAUUAUAAACCUGAAAAAAAGGUUUCUAAAAAUCAAAAAACACCCAAGAUAGAGAGUGACGAUGACGUUCCAUUAGCUGAGCGUCUGAAUAAAAGCAAAGAUAAGAAGAAGGACCGAAAAAGAAAGCAGAGUGAGAGUGAUGAUGAUCAUGGGAAGCCAAAGAAGAAGAAAGACAGAAAAAAAGAAAAGGAAAAAUCCUCUAAAGAUAAAAAAGUAAAAGAAGAAGUUUCAUCACCUACAAAACGGAAGAAGAAAGAAGAAGAGCUAGAAGAUGUUUGGGAAUGGUGGAAAGAAGAGAAGAAGCCUGCCGGAGUUAAAUGGAAUACUUUAGUUCAUCAUGGCCCUCUUUUCGCUCCCGAUUAUAUUACUUUACCUGAUCAUGUCAAAUUCAAGUACGAUGGCCAUAUUGUUAAGCUGUCCAAUGACGCAGAAGAGGUAGCAACCUUUUAUGCACGGAUGCUCGACCAUGAGUAUACGUCUAAAGAUGCUUUUAACAAUAACUUCUUUAAAGAUUGGAGAAAGCAAAUGACUGCCAAGGAAAGAGAAAUGAUAACUGAUUUGAAAAAGUGUGAUUUCCGUCAGAUGGAGGCGUAUUUCAAAGAGCAAACUGAGAUAAGAAAAGCCAUGACAAAGGAGGAAAAGCUUAAAAUAAAAGAGGAGAAAGAAGCUGAGGGUAAGAUCUAUGGGUUUGCCUAUAUUGAUGGUCAUAAGCAAAAAGUUGCAAACUUUCGUAUUGAACCUCCAGGACUCUUCCGUGGCCGAGGUGGCCAUCCAAAAAUGGGCAUGUUAAAAAAACGUGUCAGACCAGAGGACGUGAUUAUCAACUGUUCGAAGGGUGGCGAAAUUCCACGUGCGCCUGCUGGUCACAACUGGAAGGAAGUUCGUCAUGAUAAUCAGGUAACUUGGCUGUGCUCCUGGACUGAAAACGUGUUGGGUCAAAACAAAUAUAUCAUGCUGAACCCUAGUAGUAAGAUUAAGGGAGAGAAAGAUUAUGAGAAAUACGAGACCGCAAGACGUUUGAAGUCAAGAAUCAAGGUCAUUAGAGAGAACUAUACUGCUGAUUGGAAGAGCAAGGAAAUGCGUAUAAGACAAAGAGCAGUAGCUCUUUACUUUAUUGAUAAGUUAGCCCUUCGUGCUGGUAAUGAAAAAGAUGUUGAUGAAGCUGCUGAUACUGUUGGUUGUUGUUCACUACGUUGUGAGCAUAUAAAACUUCAUGAAAAAAUUAAUGAUAAAGAGUAUGUCGUUGAGUUUGAUUUUCUUGGUAAAGAUUCUAUUCGAUACUAUAACCAAGUUCCUGUUGAGAAAAGAGUUUUCAAGAAUCUCCAACUCUUUAUGGAGAACAAGGAUCCCGGAGAUGAUCUCUUCGACCGUCUGGAUACUACAACAUUGAAUGAGCAUCUACGAUCUCUAAUGCCUGGUCUCACAGUUAAAGUCUUCCGUACCUACAAUGCUUCAAUCACACUUCAAGAACAAUUGAAUAAAUUAACCAAUAAAGAUGACAACGUUCACCAGAAGAUGCUGUCUUACAAUAGGGCUAAUCGUCAAGUUGCCAUUCUAUGUAAUCACCAGCGUGCAGUACCCAAAACUCACGAGAAGUCCAUGGAAAAUUUGGAAAACAAGAUCAAAGAUAAGAAAGCAGAACUCAAGCAAGCUAAGAAAGAACUUGAUGGUGCUCGUGGGAAAGAUGUCGAAAAACUGAAAAAACGAGUUGACCGUUUGAAAGAACAGCUGAAAAAAUUAAAAAUCAGUAGAACUGACAAGGAUGAAAAUAAACAAAUUGCGUUAUCUACCUCUAAGUUAAACUAUUUGGAUCCUCGUAUCUCAAUUGCUUGGUGCAAGAAAUAUGAUGUACCAAUUGAAAAAGUUUUUAACAAAACACAACGGGAAAAGUUCCGUUGGGCUAUUGAUAUGACUAUGUCGAAUGAUGAAGAGUAUAUCUUCUAA